Molecule: messenger RNA, 1709 nt
Organism: Suillus bovinus
Lineage: Eukaryota; Fungi; Basidiomycota; Agaricomycetes; Boletales; Suillaceae
Product: acyltransferase-domain-containing protein
Exons: 6
Coding region: 273-1535 (420 amino acids)
Cellular component (GO): endomembrane system
Molecular function (GO): acyltransferase activity
Source: RefSeq, a predicted model, not a curated record
UGCUAGGUAUCUCCAUGAGGGUGACGUUGACGACAGACUUCUCAAGGGCCGAGGCCAUGUAUCAUGUGGAACAUUGCGGAGAUUUGCUCCGUGCUUCGGAUACUGGCGUACGUACGUACGUGUGUGCGAUGGAUAGUAAUAUUGAAAUGUUGAAACACGCGCGUGUUACGAUUUAUCAUAGCCUUUGAUGAACGCAGCUUCAAGUUUGAAAGCACGCCUGGACUCGAGUUGACUGUUCCAAACUGCGACUACCCACACCUUUCUCUUCCGCUAUGACCGUCGCUGCUAGACAGCAUGAGCUCCCCAUAUUUGCACGUCCUCCAAAGACGUGGGCCCAGACGUUCAACGGGUUGUUCUUCUUCGUAUUCUUCAUCCCAGGAUGUCUCAUGCUCCACGGAUUCCAACUUUUUAUUCUACUGCCCUUGAAGCUUUUCUCUUCAAGUCCACAGGCCUGGAAGUUAUAUGAGGAGGGGAUACGAUAUACGAAGGGUGCAUUUGCAACACUUAUGAAUUUGAUGAACCAAUGGUUCGCCCCGACACGCCUUUCCAUCACAUUCGAGCGGGUUGGACCAGGGAAAUUCUCAGAGGAUGAGAUCAAACAUAUCGUCGAACGCGAUGCGUCUGGUAGGGUGGUGGCUUUACGCUUACCGUCUAAAACGGUCGUCAUCGCGAACCACCAGGUCUACUCCGACUGGUGGUAUGUCUGGUGCCUCACCUACUUUAUGGGAACACACAAGGAUGUCUUCAUUGUACUGAAGAACAGUCUGAAAUGGGUUCCUCUCAUUGGACCAGCCAUGCAAAUAUUCAGAUUCAUCUUUCUAGCGCGUUCGUGGGCCUCUGAUAGAAUACAAUUGUCAUCAAAACUCGCAAAGCUCGGCCGACAAGCGGAACAAGAAGACAAGCCAUUCACAUUCAUACUAUUUCCAGAAGGCACCCUUGUGAGUAAAGAUACGCGGCCUAUCAGCAGGAAGUACGCAGACAAGCUUGGUGUUCCUGAUCCACUAAAUAUCUUGCUUCCUCGGUCGACGGGGCUUCAUUACUGUCUCCGCUCACUUGUGUCGCGCGUGCCAUCUUUGAAAUUGAUAGACAUUACGAUGGUAUAUCCAGGCAUACCACCAAAAGGAUACGGACAAUCUUUCUACACACUGCGCUCGAUAUUCUGCGACCGCGUACCUCCGCCUAUUAUCCACAUGCAUCUAAGAAUAUUUGACGUCGCAAAGGAUGUUCCCAUAGGAGACAUCUCAGGGACGAGUCCCGCUGUGACUCCCAACGGAACUAAUCACGAGCCUGUUGAAGUGGACUUUCCAGAACAAGAGAAGACCGUCUUUGAUGAAUGGCUCAGAAAGUUGUGGAUGGACAAGGAUGAAUUUAUCACGACGUUCCAUCACUCAGAUAGCUUCCCCUCUGGUCACCAUGGCGCUGUCGAAAUCCCACUGGAACUAGGGAGUAAACGGGAGAUACCAGUUGCUUUCUGUUUUUUUGUUCCAGUGGUAGCAUACGUAUUAUGGUCGAAGUUGGUACAGGUUCUUUUAUGACGGUUUGUUGUACUAUGUUGUAAUUUUCGGAGUUUUUGAUGUACUAAUACUUGACAAGUUCUGGGCCCGGGCUGGAUGAGGUGAGGUGAUAUAAAUAAUGAAGCGGGCAAAGCGGAGUGGUAAGUAUGGAGUCGCAGCUCAUUGCGGGCGUUGUGACUCUAUAGUUUUGAUGAU